CGACCGAUGCACCGUUCGCCAAAACUAAAUGCAGUCAUUUCAAGCCUCCCUCGCCCACCAUCCUUUCAUCUCCCCAAUAAAUUCCCAAAACCACCACUUCGCUGGCAAAUUUUAAUCCUUCUUCACUUCUCUCUCACUCAAACAACGCAGACUCCAAGUCCUCCAUGGAUCCAAAACUCAUCAAAUCAUUCCAUUACUCCCUUCUCUCUACCCUUCUUGCAUUUCUUCUCUUCGCAUCUCUCUUUCCUUCCUCUACCUCACAACUGUCCACAGAUUUCUACUCACUUUCUUGCCCAAGUGUAGAGCUGCUUGUAAAGAGCACGGUGCGCUCGGCCGUCGGUUCUGAUCCCACCCUCUCCGGCAAACUCCUUCGCCUACUUUUCCACGAUUGUAUCGUUGAGGGCUGUGAUGGCUCCGUGUUGGUGCAAGGAAAUGGGACUGAGAGGUCCGAUCCAGCAAACAAAUCCCUCGGUGGGUUCGAAGUGGUGGAGUCGGCAAAGAGGCUGCUCGAAGUGUUGUGCCCUGGGACUGUCUCCUGUGCUGAUAUCUUGGUUAUGGUUGCAAGAGAUGCUGUGGAGAUGGCUGGAGGACCAUCAGUUCUGGUCCCACUAGGAAGACGAGAUGGACGGGUUUCGUCGUCUUCGAACGUGAGACCGAACAUGGUGGACACCAGCUUCUCCCUUGGCGAGAUGGCUCAGCUCUUCUCCUCCAAAGGACUCUCCAUGGACGACCUGGUGAUCCUUUCAGGAGCUCACACCAUUGGCUCAGCUCACUGCAGUGCAUUCAGCGAGCGGUUCCAGCAGGGACCGAAGGGAGAUCUCGUGCCCGUCGACAGCUCCCUGGAGAAAGAUUACGCGAUGGAGCUCGUCAGGCAAUGCCCGGCCGGUGCAAGCACGACUGUUACUGUUAAUAAUGACCCGGUCACUGAUGCUUUGUUUGAUAACCAGUACUACCGCAAUCUGUUGGCCGGAAAGGGGCUCUUCCGAUCGGACUCGGUCCUCGCCGGUGAUUCCAGAACGAAGGCAAAGGUGGAGGCAUUCUCUGAGAGCCAGGACGGAUUUUUCGCAAGCUGGGCGGAGUCAUUUGUUAGACUUGCAAACAUCAGCGUGAAGACGGGCAGUGAAGGAGAGAUUCGUGUUUCUUGCAUGAGCGUAAAUGAUCCAGGGGAGUGAAGAUUGAACUGACAUUUUCGGAUAAUCAUGGUUGAUCACCUCUUCCAAUCUCAUUAGACCGAAGGUUUGGAUUUGCGGAAUUGUUCGAAGAGUUCUUCAUCCUGACUGUAUUGGUUCCUCCUACAGCUGCUCUGUUUGAGGCAACCGCUUGUUUGUGAGAAUAAUAAGCAGAAGCUUUUGUCACAUAACUCUUUAUUUGUUAAUUAUAGAAUUAUCUAAGCAAUAA
Phoenix dactylifera (date palm) is the source of this 1398-nucleotide messenger RNA. RefSeq names its product Peroxidase superfamily protein. Gene Ontology annotation, molecular function: peroxidase activity; heme binding. Lineage: Eukaryota; Viridiplantae; Streptophyta; Magnoliopsida; Arecales; Arecaceae. Gene Ontology annotation, biological process: hydrogen peroxide catabolic process; response to oxidative stress. The record is from RefSeq and is a predicted model, not a curated record.